Molecule: messenger RNA, 934 nt
Organism: Sphaerodactylus townsendi
Lineage: Eukaryota; Metazoa; Chordata; Lepidosauria; Squamata; Sphaerodactylidae
Gene: MDP1
Product: magnesium dependent phosphatase 1
Exons: 6
Coding region: 118-600 (160 amino acids)
Molecular function (GO): acid phosphatase activity
Source: RefSeq, a predicted model, not a curated record
GGCCUGGGCCCGGCGGAACCCAAGGGGUUAACCGGCGCCCGGGCCGCGGCACGUGGCCGAGGGGGAAGCCCCGGAGGCCGGGCCGGAGCCUGUGAAGUCCCGCUGUCCGGAACCGAGAUGAGCGAGCGGCCGUCGCUGGUGGUCUUCGAUCUGGAUUAUACCCUCUGGCCUUUCUGGGUGGACACCCACGUGGACCCCCCUUUCCGGAAAAACAGGGACGGCUCCAUACAAGACCGGAAUGGGCAGCCGGUGAGGCUGUACCCCGAAGUCCAGGCUGUGCUGGAGCAGCUGCAUCAAGAGGGGAUCCCCAUGGCCGCCGCCUCCCGGACAGGUGAAAUCCGGGGGGCCACGCAACUCCUGGAUCUCUUUGGCCUGAAUCGCUUUCUCCGCUACACAGAGAUCUAUCCGGGCAGCAAAGUCACCCAUUUCCAGAGGCUAUGCCAGCAGACCCAGAUCCCUCUUUCCCAGAUGCUCUUCUUCGACGAUGAAGCCCGGAACAUCCACGACGUUAGCAACUUAGGAGUCACGUGUAUCCGUGUCCCCAAUGGGAUGAACCUCUCCCUCCUUAAGAGUGGCCUGGAAGCCUUCGCUCGCUCCUGAGUCGUCACCAGAGUUCCCUGCCUCAAAGCCUGCCAUCCUCCCUUCUCUCUUUUCACACUUGGGGGUGUGAGGACUGAGUUGAGGACUCUGGUGCUGUCCAAUAAACCUUUACUGGUACCCUGCAGUGUGCUUCUGUGUGUAUGGAGGCACCCCUCUCCUUUAGCUCUCUUGGUGAAAGGCAAGCUAUGAAUAAAAAUUGUAAAGGUUUUAAAAACAAUGCAGGUGUUCAGUCGAGAGUACACAUCUCAUUCAACAAUACUGGACAUAUUAAUGGAGUGAGCAGGAUUUGUAUUUAGUUUGUCAGAUUGUGGAGUAAAAAAUGUUGUGUUCCUUC